CCGCCCGCUGCCAUUGCCCUACUGCAAGAGAGUGUGAUUCUCAGCCCCCAGCACUUGACCAUUUACAUCCUCUCCCUUCUUGAGGACCUGGUCUGUGUCUCGGUCAAUAAUAAGCUGCGCGGUGUCUCAUUCCUUUUUCCAAAAGACACCACUCCCAGCGCAGUCUGAGGGUUCCGCCGCCGCCUACAGAUUCUCCUCGGGAAUCAAUCAAUUCAAUCGCGAUAAGGGUGAAAAGGGUCCUCAAAGCACCCUCUCCACAGAAUGCCUCGCAAGGCCAUCGAUUCGCGCAUUCCGGCGCUCAUCCGGAAUGGUGUGCAAGAGAAGAAGAGAAGCUUCUUCGUCGUCGUCGGCGAUCGCGCCAAGGAUGUCAUCGUCAACUUGCACUACAUCAUGUCUAGCGUCGACGUCAAGCAGAACAAGUCCGUCCUGUGGGCUUACAAGAAGGAUCUGCUGGGCUUCACCAGUCACCGCAAGAAGCGCGAGGCUAAGAUCAAGAAGGAGGUGAAGCGUGGUAUCAGAGAGCCCAACCAGGAGGAUCCGUUCGAGUUGUUCAUCACUCUCAACCAGAUUCGCUAUGUCUACUACAAGGAAACAGAGAAGAUUCUCGGUAACACAUACGGCAUGUGCAUUCUUCAAGACUUCGAAGCUAUGACGCCCAACUUGCUCGCUCGUACCGUCGAGACCGUGGAGGGAGGUGGUAUCGUGCUGCUGUUGCUGAAGGGAAUGAACAGCUUGAAGCAACUUUAUACUUUGUCAAUGGAUAUUCACUCCCGGUACAGGACCGAGGCGCAUGACGAUGUUGUGGCCCGUUUCAACGAGCGUUUCAUUCUUUCCCUCGGCAGCUGCGACUCCUGCCUCGUUCUCGACGACGAAAUGAACGUUCUGCCCAUCUCCGGAGGCAAGAAUGUCAAGCCGCUGCCACCCCCGGAAUCAGUCGACGAGAACAGCACGGGCACGAAGAAGGAGUUGAAGCAGAUCAAGGAGAGCUUGGAAGAGUCCCAACUGGUUGGGCCUCUUGUGAAACUGGCGCGCACCGUUGAUCAGGCCAAGGCUCUUCUUACAUUCGUGGAUGCAAUUGCUGAGAAGACGCUUCGUAGCACUGUGACAUUGACUGCCGGCAGAGGUCGCGGUAAGUCGGCAGCUCUUGGUGUGGCUAUCGCCGCCGCCGUGGCCCACGGAUACAGCAACAUCUUCAUCACCUCGCCUAGUCCGGAGAACUUGAAGACCCUGUUCGAGUUUGUCUUCAAGGGUUUCGAUGCGCUCGGCUAUAUGGACCACGUUGAUUACACCAUUCUGCAGUCGACAAAUCCCGAUUUCAACAAGGCUGUUGUCCGUGUCAAUAUUCACCGCCAGCACCGCCAGACUAUCCAGUAUAUUCAACCCCAGGAUGCACAUGUUCUUGGCCAGGCCGAACUCUUGGUGAUUGAUGAAGCCGCUGCUAUUCCCCUGCCUCUGGUCCGCAAAUUGAUGGGCCCGUAUCUGGUGUUCAUGGCUUCCACAAUCAAUGGUUACGAAGGAACUGGUCGGUCGCUUUCCUUGAAGCUGAUUCAGCAGCUUCGGGAGCAAUCAAGAGGAGGACUGAAGGCCAAUGGCGAGGAGGAGAUUGACGUCGCUGAUCGGGCGACCGGCAAAGCGGCCAAGAAUGCCGACAAGGGCUUGGGUGGUCGUUCGCUCCGUGAGAUCACCCUGGCGGAGCCCAUUCGUUAUGCUCCUGGCGACUCGGUGGAGAAGUGGUUGAACAAGGUCCUGUGUCUUGAUGCAACUCUGCCCAAGUCGCGGAUGAACACCCAGGGCUGCCCCCACCCCUCUCAAUGUCAAUUGCUUCAAGUCAACCGUGAUACCCUAUUCUCCUUCCAUCCCGUUUCCGAGAAGUUCCUGCAGCAGAUGAUGGCCCUCUACGUGGCUAGCCACUACAAGAAUACCCCUAAUGACCUCCAGCUCAUGAGUGAUGCUCCCGCACACCAGUUGUUUGUCCUUGUCCCUCCGAUUGAUGAGGAAGCUACCAAGCUUCCCGAGCCCCUUGUCGUGAUCCAGGUUGCGCUGGAAGGUCGUAUCAGCAGACAAAGCGUCCUUAACAGCUUGAGCCGCGGCCAACGAGCGGGAGGAGACCUGAUCCCUUGGCUCGUCAGCCAACAAUACCAGGAUGAAGACUUCGCCGGUCUCUCCGGUGCCAGAGUUGUCCGUAUCGCCACGAACCCCGAAUACCUUAACAUGGGUUACGGCUCCCGCGCGUUGGAGCUGCUGACCGACUUCUAUGAGGGCAAGUUCACCAGUCUGUCGGAGGAUGCCGUCGAGGCUCCGGAGGAGAUGGUCCGCGUGACGGACGAGGAACUAGCCAACUCCAGCCUUCUGGAUGACAAUAUCCAGGUCCGGGAUAUUCACAAGAUGCCACCUUUGUUUGGCAAGCUUUCCGAGCGCCGCCCGGACGCUUUGGACUAUCUCGGUGUCAGUUUCGGUCUGACCCCCUCUCUGCACAAAUUCUGGAAACGGUCCUCCUUUUCCCCCGUCUACCUUCGUCAGACCCCCAACGACCUGACCGGCGAGCACUCGUGUGUGAUGUUGCGCACGCUUGCCACCGGCCCCAACGAUGCCAGCUGGCUGGGCGCGUUCUCGCGGGAUUUCCACAAGCGGUUCAACUCGCUCCUGUCGUACCAGUUCCGUGAAUUCCCCUCCGUGCUGUCGCUCAGCAUCUGCGAGUCCGCCAAUGCCGGCGCCAAACUCGACACCUCCUUCUCCCCGCUCUCCCUGACCAAGGCCGACCUGGACCGCGUCUUCUCUCCCUUCGAUCUCAAGCGUCUCGACAGCUACGCCAAUAACCUCCUCGACUACCACGUCAUCUUGGACAUGGUCCCCACGAUCGCCGAGUUCUAUUUCUCCGGCCGUCUCAGCGGCAAGGUCAGCCUUUCGGGCGUCCAACAGUCCAUCCUCUUGGCCAUCGGUCUGCAGCGCAAGAACAUCGAGGCCCUGGAGAAGGAGCUCAGUCUCCCCUCCCAGCAGCUUCUGGCCAUGUUUCUUAAAAUCAUCCGCAAGAUGUCGACACACUUCCGUGCCGUCAUUGAGGGCGCCGUCGCCGAGACCAUGCCCGCUCAACAGGCUGCCAUCGCCGCGCGGGACGUCACGGAGGCGCACGACGAGGUGAUGGACGACCGCUUCAAGCCUUUAGAGACGGAACUCGAUGACGAGCUCCGCGAGGGCGGCCAACAAAUCGACCAGGAGCUACGCGAGAAGCAGCGGGCUCUAAUCGACGCCCUUCCUCUUGAAAAAUACGAGAUCAACAACGGUAGCACCGCCUGGGACGACGCCGAGAAGCAAAUCCGUAACGGCGGCGCCUCCACCGUCAGCGUUAAGUCCUCCAAGCAAACCAAGCGCAAGAAGGGCGAGUCCGCCCGCGAGAUCUACGAUCAGGAGAUCGACUCCAAGCGACAAAAGAUCAUCAAGAAGGGCACUGAGGGUCGGAAGAAGAAGCACUGAAAAAGGCCCGACUGUAUUGCUAGCAGCGAAGCACGCAAGAAACACAAAAAGCAUUCUUUAAUUAAUUGUGCUCUGAAUGGGAGACAGCAAGGGGAAGGAGGGGGCGCCACUUGACGGAAGAGGUAGAAACAACAAAAGCCUUGAGCACAUAGUCUAUGAUAUAAAGAUUUUCUCUUGAUCCCUUUUUUUUUUUUUUCUUUUUCCGCUUGUGUACACUGCCUUAAUGCGU
Molecule: messenger RNA, 3700 nt
Organism: Aspergillus saccharolyticus JOP 1030-1
Lineage: Eukaryota; Fungi; Ascomycota; Eurotiomycetes; Eurotiales; Aspergillaceae
Product: ribosome biosynthesis protein KRE33
Exons: 2
Coding region: 262-3471 (1069 amino acids)
Biological process (GO): rRNA acetylation involved in maturation of SSU-rRNA
Cellular component (GO): nucleolus; 90S preribosome
Molecular function (GO): tRNA binding; ATP binding; 18S rRNA cytidine N-acetyltransferase activity
Source: RefSeq, a predicted model, not a curated record